This is a messenger RNA of Camellia sinensis, 777 nucleotides long. The record is from RefSeq and is a predicted model, not a curated record. NCBI's taxonomy places the organism in Eukaryota, Viridiplantae, Streptophyta, Magnoliopsida, Ericales, Theaceae.
CUAAAUGACAAAAUGACAAUCUUCUGAUCUUUCUGAGCAGAUCCACGAUUCUUCUGUUAGUGACUGCUAAUUCCAUUCCGAUGGGUGCGUCUAGAAGAAGCAGAGGUGAAAUUCGGAGGGAACUUUUUGGCUUGAAAAGAAAGGCAGUUGCCUUCAGACGCCAAGGGGAGAUUGAGGAGGCAGAGGAAGCACUGAAAAUGGCGAAAGUAUUGGAGGACCAAUUGGCAGAGAUGGAAGUGCCAAAAAAAGAAAUGCGAGCUGAAACCGAUAAGCAUGUGGAAAAUGAGUUCAUUAGUAAUUUUGUACAUCCUGAUCAUGCAGUCAUUGAAGAUCUUGGAACCAAUGACCACAUUGAACAUGAAAAAAUAGAUGAAACAGUUCAUAGAAACAAUAAGCCACAUGUUGAUGAAUCUGAUUCAGUUUUGGCAACUGUUUCUCGCAAUGACCAAAGUUCUGUCCGGCAAGAAAUCUUGGCUGUCAAAAGGAAGGCUGUUGCUUUAGAGAGAGGGGAAAUUGGCAGAAGCUAGGAAGGAACUUCGACAAGCAAAGCUUUUAUGCUACGUUUGGUUGAGGGAUUUGGGAAGGGAUUGGGAAAAGAUGUGUGAAACUAGAUAAAAUGUAAGCAUAUUUUAUUCACAUUUCACUUAACUUUUUUCUUUUCCUUUUCAAAUCUCUUCUCAAAUCCCCCAACCAAACACAGCAUCAGAAUUCUAGUAAAGUUUCAAAUUCUACUUCAUUUGUCCCUUCUAUUGUACAAAAAGAGCACAGCCCGUCAAA